Molecule: messenger RNA, 336 nt
Organism: Porites evermanni
Lineage: Eukaryota; Metazoa; Cnidaria; Anthozoa; Scleractinia; Poritidae
Source: the annotation of a GenBank genome assembly
AUGGCUGCCGCAGCACCAUCACCGCUGGCCAGUUCUGUGGAGAAGACAAAUGGAGCCAAGCUCAGCAGGCUUCUUAUCGACGGUGGAACAACAGUUCUUAGGAAGAUUUUUGAUGGUCAUCAUCCUCCUGCAAACUUGAUUACUGACUUAAAUGCUAAUUACUCCAUUCUAAACAAUCUCUUACGUCGUCGAGUUCUAAAUGGCCAUCAGUGGGACAAACUAUUUCCACCUUGUGGAGUCGCACCAGACUCCAACACCUUUGACAUCACUCUUCUGUUUCUCCUUCUGACCAACAUUUGUGGAUUGACCCCUCCCCCCUCAGGAUGGCACACUUAA